Molecule: messenger RNA, 768 nt
Organism: Cryptomeria japonica (Japanese cedar)
Lineage: Eukaryota; Viridiplantae; Streptophyta; Pinopsida; Cupressales; Cupressaceae
Product: pentatricopeptide repeat-containing protein At2g20540-like
Exons: 4
Coding region: 1-768 (255 amino acids)
Biological process (GO): RNA modification
Molecular function (GO): RNA binding; protein binding
Source: RefSeq, a predicted model, not a curated record
AUGCUAGUGCCAUCCACAACUCACCUCAGUAUCACAGCAUUAUGUAGAGAGGGCCAAUUGAAGGAGGCACUGCACAUUCUUCUUACUACACACAACCCCCCUGAAGACUCCUUCACAUAUCUUCAGUUAUUGCAGACCUGUAUUCUCAAGAAUGCGCUUUCACAAGGGGUAAGGGUACACUCUUUCGUUGCUCACAGACGAUUUGCUUUUGCUGCGCGCACAACUUUUCAUAAUAAGCUUAUUAACAUGUAUGCUAAGUGCGGACGUUUGGUUGGUGCUCGUAAAGUGUUUGACAAUAUGAAAGAACGAGACAGCAUCUCAUGGAAUACGGUUAUUGCAGCAUACCGAAGACAUGGAAAUCUGGUCACAUGGAAUGCCAUGAUUGCUGGAUAUGCACAAACUGGAUAUAUUGAAGAGGCUUUAGAAACUUUCGAGCAAAUGCGAUUGGCAGGUUUAAAGGCGAAUUCCACAACCUUUUCCUGCAUCCUCACUGCUUGCGCCAAAAUGGGAGCUUUGGAACAGGACAUGUAUGCAAAAUGUGGAAGUAUAGAAAAGGCCCGUCUACUGUUUGACAAAAUGCCUCAAAGAGAUGUAAUUUCAUGGACUGCCAUGGUUGCUGGAUAUGCACAGCAUGGAUUUGUUGAAAAGGCUUUAGAAACCUUCAAGCAAAUGCGAUUGGCGGGUGUAAAGCCAGACUCCACAACCUUUGUGAGCAUCCUCCCAGCCUGUGCCAAAAUGGGAGCUUUGGAACAGGCCAUGCAGGUUUAG